Rhipicephalus sanguineus (brown dog tick) is the source of this 1035-nucleotide messenger RNA. RefSeq lists its product as uncharacterized. Bases 1 to 1035 code for a protein of 344 amino acids. The record is from RefSeq and is a predicted model, not a curated record. Lineage: Eukaryota; Metazoa; Arthropoda; Arachnida; Ixodida; Ixodidae. The transcript is spliced from 2 exons.
AUGAACACCCCAGCCAAGGCAGCAGCGCGACGGGCUCGACGCCAAGACCCUGCGGUUAGAGCCCGGGAGGCCGAAGCGAAGAGGGCGCGCCGUCAAGCGGACCCGGAGGUGCGGGCCAGCGAAGCGCGCCGUCAAGCGGACCCUGCGGUGAGAUGUCGCCGAGUAGAAGCAGCUCGGGCUCGACGCCAAGACCCUGCGGUGAGAGCCCGGGAGGCCGAAGCGCACAGGGCUCGCCGUCAAGCAAACCCGGAGGUGCGGGCCAGAGAUGCGCGCCGUCGAGCGGACCCCGCGGUGAGAGGUCGCAAAGCAGAAGCAGAUCGGAAGCGGCGGCAAGAGAACCCCCAAGUGCGGGCGCGGGAUGCCGCGGCUAAGCGUCAAAAGCGGUUGCUACCUGAGGUUGGCGGCGCCGACGCGCGCUUCAAGCGGGAUUUCCUCGACCACACCUUCGGCCACAGCUGCAAGGUAUGCGACCGCUUGUGGUUCGACAAUAACAUGACCAUAAUCGCGAGCAUCCGUAACGAGCAGUCCCGCGCCAACGCCGUCGCAGUCUUUGAAAGAGAGUUCCCUGUCGCUGCCACGCCAUCGGCCCCGCCGACAGACUUCAGUACGUACAGAGUUUGCUCUACGUGUAAAAGCGCUCUGGUGGCGGGAAAAGUUCCUACGAUGAGUGUUACGCACGGGUACCGAUAUCCUCCCCGGCCCUCUCACCUGCCUGCUCUCAACCCCGUUGAAGAACGCCUGAUAGCUCCACGUCUGCCAUUUAUGAGCGCCAGGCGUUUGACUCACGGCAGCGGCCAGUACGGCAUAAAGGGGCAGGUGGUUAAUGUGCCGAUCGACGUGGCCAAGACUGUGCAGUGCCUGCCGCGGAACGUGCCCGACGACGCCGCCUUUGACGUACACAUCAAGCGCCGGCUCGUUAACAAGCCUUGCUACAGAAAAGGUCUACCACCAUCAAGGGCACCUAGCGCCUUCACCAGGCCCCAGACGCCGGCCCGCUCCUCGCCCGACUUCGUGCAGUGCCCAACUCGCGCGUAG